Molecule: messenger RNA, 26612 nt
Organism: Coregonus sp. 'balchen'
Lineage: Eukaryota; Metazoa; Chordata; Actinopteri; Salmoniformes; Salmonidae
Source: the annotation of a GenBank genome assembly
CAAACGGCAAGCCCUUCACCGCCCGCUAAUCCCUUGGUUUUAUAUAAUGCCCUAAUACACUAACAACAUCUGAUCACUUAGCUGUGGCCAUAGCAGUGGCGUAGCCGUUCUAACCACCCAUAUUCGACCGAAUUCUACGGUGGACAGCGGGUUUCUUUCGGGUCCACUUGUCCCUCAUCACCACAGCCAUCUAUUAGGACGCACUUCACCAAAGUAAGCUGUUCUUACAUUACCUUACAAUUGAUUCGUCUCCACCUAUAAGCAAUGAGUGUAGCCUACUGAAAGAGCAAUAACCACUUGUCGAUAAUAUGCAAUGUGUAGGCUUAUUUAUGUUGUAUUAUUAUUUUCCAUAAAAUGUCAAACAAAAUAUUUCUCUAUGCCUACACAUCGUGAUGCAGCGCAAAGAAUGGGGACACCGCGCCAUGGACUUGUUUGACUAACAACGUUGGAACUGAUUUAGGUCACUUUAGUCUACACUGUAAUUUUAUGUUCGACCGGUAAGACUUCCAAUGCAUCCAUUGUCAUUAUUUCUCAACUCAAGUUUGUAUAAAUAUUGGUUGGAUCUGUGUAGGCUACAUAUGGAAUGACUUACACAGAACACAAUAGAGUUUGAAUCUAAAAGAAUACGUUCCAUAUAAAAGCAAUUUUAAGGAAAAGGUCUGCUUGUGCUUUUCAUACCUUCUGCACAGACCGGUUUCCCUACCCUUCCCACUAUUUCCUCAUGGGAUCCUGCUUUGUCAAAAUUGUUGACUCAGGUGUCUAGGUAAAGUGUAGGUGACUGAUUGACUAACUCAUUGUAUUUGAUCCUUGAGUCAGCCAUGCAUUAGGGAUUUACAUUUUAGUCAUUUAGCAGACGCUCAGAGCGACUUACAGUUAGUGAGUGCAUACAUUUUUCAUACUGGCCCCCCGUGGGAAUCGAACCCACAACCCUGGCGUUGCAAGCACCAUGCUCUACCAACUGAGCUACAGGAGGCCCUGCCACAACUUCAUCUCCUCAGCCAAGAUCAAAGCUGGUGUCAAGAAUCAUGAUGUUGCUAUACUGCAGCCCACUACUGUAUGUCAGCAGCUUUUCUCAAGCAGGGUUUCUAAAAUAUUUAAUCUGACAUUACUCUGGUAAUCCAGUACAGGAUAUUACAGGAUGUACCCUGUCAAGAUAGAAUGAAACCAAAUCAGGUAGUUAAACAAUGUACCCUUAAUCCCAAUGUUUGACAAUUAACCCAAAACCUUCAAGCCUCUGAACAAUGUCCUGAACAACAUGCCUCUUAAAUUUUGUAUUUUCUCUUUUUGUCCUCUUUGGGUAAUGUAAUCUAUUGUCAAUUACAUUCAUACAAAAAAGGAUACCUCUGGAAAGUGACUUUAGGUCUAUGUUGUUGAUGCAAAAAAAAAAAAAACAUUGAACGUGUGUAGACUUCAAUUGACUUAGUGACAUCCUCAUUGAUCAAAUGUAGUUAUGAAAUGAGCAGCAGUAUGCAUUAUAGUCUGUUGUUGAUUCUCUCUAAGUCAUUUGAUUUUCCCCAAAAGUUUCCAGCCCACUGGAACAAAGUACUGACGUAGAAUAAAUACUUAUUUUCCUUGGGUGAUGAGAGUCAUUCUCAAGGGAUUCCCUUAAUUGGAAGAGUAUGUAGGUGCCAGGUUUGUGUCAUGAACUGAAACGCUGCUGGGUUUUUCACGCUCAACAGUUUCCCGUGUGUUUCAAGAAUGGUCCACCACCCAUCCAGCCAAGCCAACUUGACACAACUGUGGGAAGCAUUGGAGUCAACAUGGGCCAGCAUCCCAGUCGAACGCUUUCGACACCUUGUAGAGUCCAUGCCCCGACAAAUUGAAGCUGUUCUGAGGGCAAAAGGGGGGAGAGGGUGCAACUCAAUAUUAGGAAGGUGUUCUUUAUUUUUUGUACACCUAGUAUGUGUGAUGCAGCGCAAAGAAUGGGGACAAACCUGUUUCGUGGGACGUCACGCUCACUAUUCAUAGAUAGUUGAGAGUUGUGACAUUCACUAUAUCCCCUUCUUCGCCGACUUGGUAAUUUACUGCUUCUGGACUCAAAGUGGACUAAUUUAUUUUCCCUUUUUUUAUUUAUACUUUAUUUUAUUUUUGGGGGGGUGAUUAUUCUUUUUUCACCUUCUCUGUCACUCUCCCGUCUCUCUCCCUCAGUCUCUCUGGCCAGUGUGGGAGAAACUGGCGACCAUGGCGGCUCCAGAAACAGCUCCAGACCUAGCUAAAGACACAGCUACAGACCCAGACGGGAGGGAUUUGAGCCCUGUGGACUUCAUCCAGCUGCAGCAGUACAUGGAAUGUGAGUGCCAUUUUUUUUAUUAAAAGGAAAGGUGGGUCAGAUACAAUGCUAAUACCAUACUUCUAGAAUUAACUUCCACAGUCUGUGGCUCUAGGUCUAAUGGACCUGACGAAGACCUAGUUGGGUAAAAUUUUUAUCCUAUUGAAGUAAGUCGCUUUGGAUAAAAGCGUCUGCUAAAUGGCAUAUUAUUAUUAUUAAUACUUGGGAACCACCACCUGGAGGCGCAUGCGUAUACCGAUAGGACGCAUGGGGAGUGAGUAGGUAUUUUUUUGUACUGUCAAAACUGGGAUUUAUAUGUAGAAGCCAGACAACAUAGUUUAAAUUAAGCCUCUAAAAUCAAUAGUUCAAUAUAUCCCCAAACAACCAGGAGAGAGUGAACGGUCAGUUAUAUACAACAGCGAACCAAUCUGUGGGUAAAGCGACGCUGCGACUCAAACUCAACAAGCCAUGGCUUCCCUUAGAGGAAAAGACAAGGAACAUAUUGGAGAUGCAAAUGAGAGCAAUGAACAGCUAAAGGAUAUCCAGGAAAACAUUGCUAAAAUACUCUCUAUGCUAUCCAAAACAAAUUGACUGUUACAAUUCGUUGUUAAAAAAGUAGAUUUGCUCGAAAGGAAAGUCAUUUAUUGUGUCAGAUAGGCAUACACAGGGUGGGCGUGUGGACGAACAGGACAACAAAAUUGGCCUUCUGGAAACAAAGGUUAAAACUUUAGAAGAUGACCUGGACCAGCAAGAAAACAGAAUGAGACAAAACAACGUGAAUAUUGUCCCUACCGGAAGACAAGGAAAAAAGAGACCUUUCCAACUACAUUUUAGUCAUUUAGCAGACGCUCUUAUCCAGAGCGACUUACAGUUAGUGAGUGCAUACAUUUUUUAUUUGUUGUUAUUUUUUUCAUACUGGCCCCCCGUGGGAAUCGAACCCACAACUCUGGCGUUGCAAGUGCCAUGCUCUACCAACUGAGCUACACGGUUACGGCUACGUGAUCAAGCUGAUAUUGGAGGAGCUUGGCUUGGAUGUGUCACUGGAGGCUCUGGAGCGAUGCCAUCGGAUCGGAUGGUAAUCUUUAAGCUGUGGAUCUAUCAGACCAAAGUCAACAUUCUGAAGGCACAGGGGGGGAAAGGAGAUCAAAAUCCAUGGCCGGUCCAUUCGAUUUGUCCAGGACGUGUCUGCUAAACUGAGGAAAAAAAACAAGUAAUUCAUUCUGAUCAGACAGUCACUGGAGGAACUCUGAUUCCCGGCAGUGCUGUGGGUAUGGAAGGGAACACAGAGGAUGGUGUUCAAAAGCGCAGCCCUGAACAGGAUGCAGGAACCCCUUCCAGUUGAAAGAGCCGAAUGACUAGAGGAGAGGAAGAAUUGGGAAAAAAGUGAAAAACACUCAAGGCUACAUACAGUGAUACCCAAGACCAGCUUAUUGUAAAUGGAUAAUAUUCCUUCCCCCUUCCCCCCCAAUACAAUCUAGACUGUUGUCCCCAAGUAACUGUUCUUCUCUAGGAAGUAACAACAUAAUUAGCAGAUGCCAAUGAGAUACAUGGACAUUGAAAAGACGAUUAUAAAAGAGGAAAUAUAGCAUGUAUGUCAAUAAUUGUCAAUAAUUGUUCUAUGGAUGUGAAUGGGCGGGAGGGUGUGUGUGUGUGUGUGUCGGUGCAUGUGAAUGGGAGAGUGAAGCAGGGUGAAUAUGUGUAGGAGGGCGGGAGAGAAUGGGUGUGCGGAGGCAUAGGGUAUGUUGUGUGUGAAUGAAGGAGAAUGGAUGAGUACGUAGAUGUAAAGAGGGGUGUAAAUAUGUCUGAGAAGAAGGAAGGGGGUAAGGAUGGGAGGUUGGGAUAAGCUUGGCUUGGGUGGGGUAAAGGGGGGGAGAACUGGAAGGGGGUGGUGGAGAGGGAUGGAUUUGGUUUCGGAGUGAGUGAAGGAAGGACUUAAUUUUAUUACGAUGUAAUUUUAUUUCUUAUAUUGUGAUUGGCAAACCCGCUGUAAAAUGAAUAAGAGUUCUGGACAGAUUAGGAAAGGAUGUUGAAUCAUUAUUAUUCCUUGUUUGUCAUUAUAACUAAGAUUGAAUGGUGGUUAUUGGUGAGAAGGGAGAGGGGCUUUAUCUGGGGGAUUGGGAUGGGGUGACUGGGAGGGCAUCAGACUCUUCUCUGAGGUGUACGUGGGGCCUCCACUCAUCCCAUUUCAGUCUCUCGGUGGACCCACUCUCCCCAAGUAGACCCCAACCAGCCACUAUACUUUAAUUUAUAAGGUAAUACAAGCUGGCCACAGUACUUAAGUGGCAGUCUUUCUCCAAUGUAUGAACAAAUACAUAAUCCACCGUUUUUUUUGGUACAUUAGGAAAGGAGUUGGAGCUUAAAAGCCCUAAAAAGGCAUAGCGCCUCAAUUACAAAGACGAACAUUGCUUUGUUUUUUGGUGUGUAUAUUGUUAAAUGUCAGCUCAGCCCACAUGCCCACUCGCUCUAUAUAUACAAUGUAUACAAUAACUAUGUAUUUAUACUAUGAUAUAUGUAUAUACAGUACCAGUCAAAAGUUUUGACACACCUACUCAUUCCAGGGUUUUUCUUUAUUUUUACUAUUUUCUACAUUUUAGAAUAAUAGUGAAGAUAUCAAAACUAUGAAAUAACACAUAUGGAAUCAUGUAGUAACCAAAAAGUGUUAAACAAAUCAAAAUAUAUUUUAUAUUUGAGAUUCUUCAAAGUAGCCACCCUUUGCCUUGAUGACAGCUUUGCACACACUUGGCAUUCUCUCAACCAGCUUCAUGAGGUAGUCACCUGGAAUGCAUUUCAAUUAACAGGUGUGCCUUCUUAAAAGUUAAUUUGUGGAAUUUCUUUCCUUCUUAAUGCAUUUGAGCCAAUCAGUUGUGUUGUGACAAGGUAGGGGGGUAUACAGAAGAUUGCCCUAUUUGGUAAAAUACCAAGUCCAUAUUAUGACAAGAACAGCUCAAAUAAGCAUGAAGGUCAGUCAAUACGGAAAAUGUCAAGAACUUUGAAAGUUUCUUCAAGUGCAGUCGCAAAAACCCAUCAAGCGCUAUGAUGAAACUGGCUCUCACGAGGACCGCCACAGGAAUGGAAGACCGAAAGUUACCUCUGCUGCAGAGGAUAAGUUCAUUAGAGUUACCAGCCUCAGAAAUUGCAGCCCAAAUAAAUGCUUCACAGAGUUCAACGUCAACUGUUCAGAGGAGACUGUGUGAAUCAGGCCUUCAUGAUCAAAUUGCUGCAAAGAAACCACUACUAAAGGACACCAAUAAUAAGAAAGACUUGCUUGGGCCAAGAAACACGAGCAAUGGACAUAAGACUGGUGGAAAUGUAUCCUUUGGUCUGGUGUCUUUGUGAAACGCGGUGUGGGUGAACGGAUGAUCUCUGCAUGUGUAUUUCCCACAGUAAAGCAUGGAGGAGGAGGUGUUAUAGUGUGGGGGUAUUUUGCUGGUGACACUGUCUGUGAUUUAUUUAGAAUUCAAGGCACACUUAACCAGCAUGGCUACCACAGCAUUCUGCAGUGAUAUACGCUGUCAAUGACUACAUUUCCCAUCCAUUUUGCUAUAUUUCCUAUUCAAACAAAUUUCAUGUAUGUUUUCAUGGAAAACAAGGACAUUUCUAAGUGACCCCAAACUUUUGAACGGUAGUGUGUAUAUAUAAAAUGAAUAUUUGGGGAGCAUUAUACCAGACAGUGUGGAUGUACUUUUUGUUCUACAUGAUCCUCUCUAAUCCAGCAUGCACCUUGAACCAAUGUUUUUAUGGAUGUUCUCAUAUGACUCAACUAAAUCUAGGGGUAAUGUUCCAAGAGGGUGAACAGGGAGACUGCACGAAAGGGUACUGCUCUCUUCCCUCACUGGAGUUUCAUAUAGUCAAUCGAAUUUCAAUCAAAUGUAUUUUAUAAAGCCCUUUUUACAUCAGCAGUUGUCACAAAGUGCUUUACAGUUACCUGGCCUAAACCUCAAAGAGCAGCACUAGAAUGGAACCCAACAGGCAGAGGUUUUUAACUCUUUAAAGGGGCGUCUAUUUCGCCUGUCAGAUGUCCUGUGUAUUUGUUUGUUUUAUUUUACAUCUUCUGCUGGUGGUUUACGUACUGCAUCUUAUGCCCUGUUGUAAUUGGAUUUUCAAAUGUAUUGUUGCCAAAACAUGUAUUUUAUCAUUUAGACUUUUCUGCCAGUCCCAUAUCUGGCUUAUCUUUAUAUGCUUGUAUCCCCUGUGUUGACCUUCAGUAUUGUCCUCUAUGCAGAUGGCAGUCUGAGAGUGAAAGAUGUGAUGAAAGAGUUCCAUGCAGGCGGGCGGUUGGUCCAGCACAGAUUUGGAGAGGUGAGCUUCAAGAGGGCCUAUUCCUACCAUGUCCCAUCCUUCUGCCAUCACCCUAUGUUGACUGGAGAUUACACCACACAACCCUUGUUGUCUCUAAUGUUCUGUUUGGAAUCUCAGCGCAUCGAUGCAGUGGGCUUCUCUUUGUUCCUCAAGACCUAUCUGGAGGCGGACGACUUUCCUGCUGAUUUCUGCCAACGCCUUUUCCGCUACUUCCAGAAUGCAGAGCGAGACGUUUAUAUGAGGAGCCCUCCACCCAAAGGGGGUGAGCCCCACCAUCCCACCAACUCUUAUAUAUUAUUACUGUGUAUGAUAUACAGUAUAUCUAUGUAUAAUAUCAUGUAUAUGAUAUGUCUAACUUAUACCUUUAAUGUCCAUCAAUUGCUCUUAAAAAGUGAACGCAUUGAUGUGAACAUUCAUGAGUUUACGAUAUGUUAUACUUUGAUGCAUACUAUGUAUGGCUGCCUGCUUGAUUAUGGGGUCUGUUGAUAUGAUAUAUAAGUUCCAAUUGCUAAACAUCUGAAUAAACUCCUGGUUUUGUCUCUCAGGUGGAGUGUACCUCAAAGAUGUAUCUUGUUACUUCUCUGUGUUGGAGGAGGGACAGCCGCGAGACAAACUGGAAUGUGAGGACUAAGUAGCCUACUGUCUUUUCACCAAUGGAAUUCUGUAUGAUAGUUUGUAUUCCAUGAUGGGUUGAUUUUUUAGCUGCUUUCAAUUGACCAGUGAGGAGAGACAAGGAGUGAGUGAAAACAAAGGAUUUGUUAUUGAUUUACUCAUUUCAUGACCUGUUGUGCUUUCAGUUACUUUCAAACUUUACGACAAAGAUGGCAACGGACUCCUGGACAGCUCAGUAAGUGACUGCAACUUGACUUAAAUGUACUUUCUGUAUUAUGAAUACAUUCUACUCGCAAAUUAAAUCAAGGUGAUGUAGUGUACACUGUACAGUGUUGUAGUGAACAGUAGGAGUUGUGAAAGAGUACACGUCUCCAUAAUAAUCUGUGGUUUUACUCUCAAUAAGGAAGUGGAUCGGAUCAUCACCCAGAUGAUGCGUGCGGCAGAUUACCUGGGCUGGGACGUGACAGAACUCAGACCGGUAAGACAUCCACUUACAUACCUGUCAACUAUCCCUAUGGGAAUACUCACUGGGUCAUAUAUUUAAGCGAAACAUUUCACCUGAGGGGUAUACCACAAAGCAGCAUCAAGGAGUUGGCCGGUGAACUUGCCUAAAUAUUCUGAAAUUGCUUUUUUUAAGAUCAUCUUGAAAUGGGCAUGGUCUAAUUGACGCAACAACCAAAAACAUAUACCUUAGUUUAGCUUUCUUAAUGAAUCAGAAAAUCUACAGUUAAUUCUGGUUGUUUAUCAAAGAUGGCUGGCUAUAGCUUAUUGAUUCUGCUUUGUAGUAUACCCCUGAGGUUUCAGGGAAAGGUAAACAACAGUGUUGAUGUUGGAAUUAUUAUGCCUUUCUUUUUGAUUGUCGGGGCAAACAUUAUUUUCAUGGAAAGAAUUAGACCACAUUAAUCUAAAUAUACACUCUCUCAAAUUGUUUUGUCUCACCACAGUAAUCUAGUUAGUGGUCUUUAUUGAAUUGGGCCCAAAGCCUCCACCCAGCACCCAGUUACAGUCCUUGUGCAAGUUCCUGGUUAGAGAGUUGUAGUGAAUAGCGAUGAGAGACUAAUGUUAACAGUAUUUAGGUACAACACUGCAUGUUGCUUACACUUGACAUUCCAUCAAUUAUAAUUAUCAAAAAAGAGAUUAGAGAUUAUCAGAUAAGAGAUUGCAUACUUAAUAUUUGUCAGGUGAGAGUUUAUGUUCUGCAAGUGAAAGUCAAUUUAAUCUACAAAAUGAAAUCUGAAGUGAUGUCCAUACAUGGAAAUUAAGCUUCCAAUGAAUUAAGUUAAGUGGGUCCAACAUUUGAUAUACUGUAAUUUGGUUUGAGGGUUGAUGUUCUGGUUAUAGACUUUGGGUCUAUAGGGCUAACACCUGGCAGCAGCGCAGAGAGACUUAUAUUGUGAUUGGUCAGGAACCAGGAACAGUGGGAGUCUAACUACUCUGAUUGGUCCCUAAGGUGCUGAAGGACAUGAUGACGGCGAUGGAUGCUGACAACAGUGGAGCGGUGACCCUGCAGGAGUGGAUCCAGGGAGGGAUGAACAACGUGCCCCUGUUGGUGCUGUUGGGACUCAAGGCAAGAAGCACUAACAGCCAGACUCUGCCUCCUCUGGUUAACUCAAUCAGUAUACAUCAUUCAGCACAUGACAAUAGAGUCCUUAUGUCUAGAACAUUUGCUAUGUCCUGUAUGGUUCAACUACUGUACAUCUCGAUAAAGCUUUAUUCAAUUCCGUUUAGAUUAUACUUUUAAAUGUCACCCCAAAGUUAUGUCUUAUCCAGUUUUGUCUUAUCUUGUCCCUGUCUUAUCCAAAAUUAUAUCUAUUCAUGGCCCUCACACUUUGUUGGCAAUACUGUAUCAGAAAAGUCUGCACACAUACAAAUGGUACUUGUUUGGAUUGGCGUGCUGUUUACUUUACCAUGCUGUUAGUCUCUUCACAGAGACAAAGCCACGGUGUCUCCCUUGCAAGAGAGACUACCCUGCUGUUUACAUUAGUUGUUAACAAAGACCCUGCCCUCUUUUUCUCUUUUUUCCUCCUCUCUCUAUACUCUGCUCUCUGAUCUGUCCCUGUAUCUCGACUAUGCAUCCUAGUACAAUCAGCCUCUCUAGGUCGUCGUAGAGAUCAAGUAAUCUAUCAGGAACGGAACGAGAUGCAGACGAGGAGGAGCGAUCAGAGUCCAGAGCAGCGGAGCCGAAGGUACCGCCGAGGCAGCCCUCGUCGCUGAUCCCAACCUAGCCUGCCAUCGGCUCGAUCCGGAGACCCCCAACAUGAUGCAAACGCUUCGCCUCAACCUAGCCAACAAAACUAGAUCCCACAAACAACAGCACCAGCGACGAAACUCAAACACAGCAGAACUCACCGACUCAUACCACUAUCGCCAGCCGUCCAGAUAUCUCGUAGAGUCGCCUCAGGAUUAGACAGUACGUCAAGAUCACGUAUCUCAACUCAUCUCCUGUAAGUCGAAGCGUCAUGAGGGGCAUCGUCUCGAGAGCCUAGACUCCGACGAGACGACAGGCCGACUGCGACGCCAUGCGCAUGAGAGCGACGCGAAGAGCAGAGCGACCUCGCGAAGAGUGACCAACAGACCCCCUAGAAAAGCACAGAGAGAGAGAAGACUUUGCUCUUUUUCUUUCGUCAGACAGAGCUAUCACUCCCCUCCCGGCUCUAAAAACCCCAAGACAAAACUCGCAGAGAGAACAUAAAGGCCCCACCUCUCUCCCCCCUCUCCUCUCCCCCUCUACGCUCUCUCUAAGCCCACCCCUCUCUCUCCCCCCCUCUCUCUCUCUCCCCCCCAUCUCUCCCCCCUCUCUCUCUCUCUCUCUCAGAUGGCAGAGAGAGAUGGGCAGCACAUCUGGAGAAUGAAGCACUUCAACAAGCCUGUGUACUGCAACGUGUGUCAGAGCAUGCUGCUGGGCCUCAGGAAACAGGGCCUCUGCUGCACCUGUAAGAGCUCUAUACCGUCACUAGGGGGCGACCUCUGUCUGAUAUUCAUAGAUAGACUUACACCGGAGUUCUGAGUGUCUGAGUAGAGACUGUGGUUCUGUUGUCACUGACUGAAGUGUGGUCCUUGAGAGUUAGUGUACAUGCCUUAGGGCAUACAAGCUUUUGUCCUAGCCCAGCAACUGACACACUUGAUUCAACUAAUCAAGUUCUGUAUGAGUAGUUGAUUCCGGUGUGUUAGUGCUGGGUUGGAAUAAAAGCCUGCACAUCCUAUAGCUCUCCAGGACCAGGGUUGGUGACCACUGCUGUAGUUCUUUAUUACUCAUUGGUUCCCUGAUUGCUACCAGUAGGGCCACAAUGUUUUUCACUUUUCAUUAAAGUUGAUCAACCAUGAGUCAACUUAUAAUAAUAAUAAUAUGCCAUUUAGCAGACGCUUUUAUCCAAAGCGACUUACAGUCAUGCGUGCAUACAUUUUUGUGUAUGGGUGGUCCCGGGGAUCGAACCCACUACCUUGGCGUUACAAGCGCCGUGCUCUACCAGCUGAGCUACAGAGGACCACAACUUAUUAUUUAUACAUUAAACAAGUUCAGCUUCCCUCCCCAUGCACUCACAAUGCCCACCCUCAUUUUUCAUAAUAGACAGGUUGAGUGCAGAUAAUGUAGUAGAUGAUCUAUUAUCUUGCCUAUGGAAGAGAGUUGCACAUUGUUGAUACUACGAACAACAUGCAAAAACAAGAGAACAUUUUCAAAGAGAAAUGUUUAACAGUGGCCUUAUUCUUCUCUCCCCCUCAGUGUGUAAGUACACCGUCCAUGGUCGCUGUGCCAACAAGAACCCUGGUCCAUGCGCCUGCACCUUUGUUAAAUCCAAAAAACAGAUUGGGGUGAGGCUCAAUAGAGUUCUGUUUCACAUUUCAAUCCAGAAUCAUGAUUUUUAGACCUGAAUAACAUUACGUUUCAUAUCAUUUUGAUUCAUCUGCACACCUGAUCAUAGUCAUGUCAUUUUCAAGAGUGUGUAUUCAGUCAGCAAAAUGUAAAAUAUAAAAGCCUUCACAUCUUGCCCUGGUGGCUAUAGUGGUCAUAGGUGUUUGUGGAUGUUGUCCCUCUGUCUGUCUGCUCCAGGUUCCGGCUCACGGCUGGGUCAGUGCUGACUGUGACUCCAGUAAGUGUCACUUCUGCAACAAGAAGAUCAAGACCCUGGCAGGGAAGCAUUGCGUGUGGUGCCAACAGAUGGUAAGUGUGUGUGUGUGUGUUUACAUGCUUGGCUGUAUGUGUACACACAUUCUGCCACUAGUCUUUACAAUGAAUGUCUUGUUUUAGCGCCAUGACGACUGUGUCAACUUCGGGUCAUCAUCAUGCGACUGCGGGCCGCUAAGAGACCACAUUCUGCCACCGUGGGCCAUAUACUCAGCCUCCAAGGUCAGCCAUUAAACCCACGACAAGCCCAUGACUCCAUUCCAUAACAGUUGCAAAUGAAGUCACACUGUUUAUAGCCAUUCAGACUAUGCUUCAGCUAAAAGCAAAAAAUGCAGGCAGAUUUUUUGGUCACCCAAUAAUACUACAGUAUGUGUAUAUCCCUUGCCAUGCUCCUAACCCUCUCUGUUCCUGAAGAAGGAUGAAGAAGGAAGGAGUAGUUCCAUGGAGGACACUAGCCUGGAGGACAUCACCCCAGAUGGGCACAUUCUGCAGGUAGGGUCCUCUUACUUCCACUGACAGGGACACAGUACCAUCCACUUCACACACACACACACAGACACACACUACUGGCCCUAUCCAUUAGCAUGUGCUUUAACACAAAUGUGUGAAAGCCAGUAAUGCAUUUUCAUUUGGUAUGGAUCUGCUUCUGUCACUCUUAUCGACUGCAAUUGUAUUGCGCUGGCUGCUGCAUGGCAUGCACGCCAGUGUUUGGUGAAUUAACACGUUAAUAUUUUCUCCUCCCCGUCUCUCUCUGCAGAUUGCUCCUAUUCCAGACACCCACCCUCUCCUGGUGUUUGUGAACCCAAAGAGUGGAGGGAAGCAGGGGGAGAGGUAAGAGCAGAUUAGGACAGACAUCAUAAAACAUUUCCUAUCCUGCACUGAUAGAAUGUACUCCUGUGAGUGAAUGCCAUGUAUGUUUCAGAGUGCUGAGGAAGUUUCAGUAUCUACUGAACCCACGGCAGGUCUACAACCUCUCCAAUGGAGGCCCUGGACCAGGGUAACUACACAUGCAGUUUGAUCAGGGGUGGGAGGUGGGGACGUGUACUGUUUAUGGACUGUUAUGUUAUGACAGCAUUAUGUUUCCCUUAUGACAGAGGGUAGAUGAUUUCUUAAUCCUUUUUUAUGGGAGAUUAUAUUAAUUGGUAUUAUAGUGUGCUUUUGCGCUAUGGAUUUUGGGAAAGGUCACUAAAGGCACUUUGUGACAACUGCUGAUGUAAAAAGGGGCUUUAUAAAUACUUUUGAUUGAUUCAUGUGUAUGUGUAUCCACAUCAGACUGCACUUCUUCCGGAACCUUCAUGACUACAGAAUCCUGGUGUGUGGUGGAGAUGGCACGGUCGGCUGGAUUCUAGAUGCUAUAGGUGUGGGUUGCUUCCUGUCCCCUCAGAAGUACAUGAACAGUAGUCAAGGUCUCUGGGGUUCUCUAAAGCUGAACAAUGACUGCCUCUGUGUGUUCUCAGACAAAGCUGACCUGCCGGUGCGUCCCCCAGUGGCGGUCCUGCCACUCGGCACAGGGAACGACCUCGCUCGCUGCCUCCACUGGGGAGGAGGUAAGGGCCGUGUUUAACAUAAUGGCGUGUCCUAAAUUGCACCCUAUUCUCUAUGUAGUCCACCACUUUUGACCAGGGCCCAUAGGGAAUACCGUGCUAUUUAGAAUGCAUGGCUUUGGUUAAAAGGAAAGCACCCCAAAAUCAACGCUCGUCAUAUGUUUCUCUUGUGUAAACCCUGUGUCCAUGGAAACCCCUGUAGGUUACGAGGGCACAGAUCUCAGAGAGAUUCUGAAGGAGGUUGAGGAGAGCUUGUUGGUUCCUAUGGACCGCUGGAGUGUGCAGGUGAUUUCAGAGGACCCCCUGGAGAUAGGAGACCCUGUGCCCAACGAGAUCAUCAACAACUACUUCUCUAUUGGCGUGGUGAGUGACGACUUUUGGGUCAUGGAGCCUGCUUCGACUGAUUGGAUAUUGUACAGACUCCAACAGUCAAUCACCUGUGUGUCUCUCUUAACUGCCUUAUCCUGCCUGCCAGUUUUGGUAGUUUGUUUGCAGCAAUAAGAAGACAUGAGCACACUGGCAAGACAAAUCACAAUCACAUAGUGACAUCUGUAAGUGAUGUAGCUUGUGUUGUAGUUGAGUGAUGUAGCUAUGUGAUUGUGAUUUGUCUUGUCAUUGUGCUCUUAUUUUCUUAUUGUUACAAAUUGCCCUUUUGUGAUGAUAAAGAUUUAUUGAAUGUAUUGAAUACAUGUAAAUGCUACAAUGUGUUUGACAGGAUGCCUCCAUUGCUCACCGCUUUCACUCCAUGAGGGAGAAGCACCCUCAGAAGUUCAACAGCAGGUGAGAGUGACUGAAAGGUCAAGGAUCAAACAGAGUGCGAAGAGUGAAAAAUCUGUUAUGGCUGGGUGUGAUUUUGUUUUAUCUGUGAGCACUGACCCAAAACAAUGUGCUUUUUGUUUUAUCUGCAAGGAUGAAGAACAAACUGUGGUAUUUUGAGUUUGCCACCUCUGAGACCAUCUCUGCCUCCUGCAAGAAGCUAAAGGAGUGUCUCAGCAUUGAGGUGAACACUGAAGUCUUGAAUUCUAGUUUUUCUAGUUUGUGCUUAAAUGGAUCUUACCACAGUUUAAGUGUACAGUGCUGUGAAAAAGUAUUUCUAAUUUUCUCUACUUUUGCAUAUUUUUUGUACAGAAUGUUAUCAGAUCUUCAACCAAAACCUAAUGUUAGAUAAAGGGAACCUGAGUGAACAAAUAACACAACAACUACAUACUUAUUUCAUUUAUUUCAUGAACAAAGUUAUGCAACACCCAAUGCCCUUGUGUGGAAAAGGUAAUUGCCCUCUUACACUCAAUAACUGGUUGUGCCACUUUUAGCUUCAAUGACUCCAACCAAACUCUUUCGGUAGUUGUUGAUCAGUCUCUCACAUUGCUGUGGAGGAAUUUUGGCCCACUCUUCCAUGCAGAACUGCUUUAACUCAGCUACAUUUGUGGGUUUUCAAGCAUAAACUGCUCGUUUCAAGUCCUGCCACAACAUCUCAAUUGGGAUUAGGUCUGGACUUUGACUAGGCCAUUCCAAAACUUCAAAUGUGUUGCUUUUUAGCCAUUUUCAUUUAGACUUGAUUGUGUGUUUUGGAUCAUUGUCUUGCUGCAUGACCCAGCUGCGCUUCAGCUCACAGACGGAUGGCCUGACAUUCUCCUGUAGAAUUCUCUGAUACAGAACAGAAUUCAUGGUUCCUUCUAUUUAGGCAAGUCUUCCAGAUCCUGAGGCAGCAAAGCAUCCCCAAACCAUCACACUACCACCACCAUGAUUGACCGUUGGUAUGAGGUUCUUUACUGUGGAAUGCAGUGUUUGGUUUUCGCCAGGCAUAAUGGGACCCAUGUCCAGUGGCGAUUUUAGCAUGCAAAUCUUGGUGGGGGCAAACUCAACAUAUAUAUAUUUUUAAUGCAUGCCAGCAAAGCCACUACACAAAACAAAAAACAAUAAAUUAAUUACACUAUAACGGUGACAAACGGUGCCCACAAACUGUUAGGGCCUACAUAAAGCUGUCCCAACAGCAGAGCUUUCUUUUCAGCACCAUGUAGUGAAUCCUUACCACCUAUACACCUGGCUAUCAGCAGAGCCAUGUCUUGCAGCGAAACAGUUAAUUCCGCCUCAUUUACUGCCUUUUUAAAAAACAUAGCUGAUAUGGCUGACUUGCUUAAACAAAUGUGGUUUUUACUGACAAUUGAGAUGUACAAACUAUGGCAUAAGGGAACAAUGAGCGGAUAAGAGGCAAUCUGUAAUUUGGAUUAAGACAAUGAGCGAGCUAAGACGGACGUAGUCAAUAUAACUAUUUGUUCAGCACUUCUGAAAUGUACAGCGACAGAAUUCAGAACAUGGGCCAUUCUUACAGUAUUCUCCCUGUACACCAAGUCAGAACCGUAGGAUAAAUAAAGGGGGCAUAUAAGCAGACAAUGAAAACGCUUACAAUAUUCGAUGAUGACAUUUUUCUUAAACACGCUAUAGGCUACAAGUCAGAACAGUAGGCUAAGUUAUGAGGGGGAAAGGGACCAAAUUAUUAGGGUGAGGCACAUGAGCUACUAACAGCUUACUACACAACAUACACUUAGUAUUACUUUCUUAGCUAAAGUAUACAUAUCUCCCUAGCAUAUUACAUCAUAUAUGCAGCAGCAUACAAUACAUUUUUGGACUCAAAUUGUUGUGCUGUGCUCACUUGAACAGAAAGGUGGCGUGGCAGUCCUUCUUGUGGUCAAAUUUUGUCAUAAAACGUUGUCAUCAAAGUCUGGCAUUCUCUGGAUUUAUGGUGCUUUCAAGACAACUGGGAACUCCAAAAAAAAAAAAAGGUUGAAUCAUGACAUCAGUGAUCUUCAGGUAGGAGCUCUAGAAAGAUGCCUGAGUUCCCGACUUGGAAUUCCGAGUUGGAUGACCGUUCAAAACGUAUUUUACCAGUCGGAGCUCGUUUUUUUCAGAGUUCCCAGUUGUCUUGAACUCACUGAAGUCUGAGACUUCCCAGUUCCGAGUUUCCAGUUGUUUUGAGUGGGGCAGAAGUCAUGCUGGAUUGACAGCAUGGCCAAUGUUGAAUGUUUAUCUUUUUAAGCUUGGAAAAGAGACCCUUAAACCCAGACUUGGACCACACACCCACUCCACUGAAUAGCCGGCUAGUGAUUGCUUUGCAAUGCUUGCAGUUAGCCACUGAUUCCUUCCAAACCACUCAUUGUUGAAUUUGCGAUUACCAACUUGUUGUGUAAUGUUUAUGUCCAAUGGCCGAUGAGCACCGAUACAUUUUAUCUAUAAUUUCUCUUCAUUAUUUACCUUCAUAAGACAAGGAUUGGCCAGUAAAUUGUCGAAUUGAUUCAUGAUGAUGACUGCUAGCUUGCUAGCAAAGAUUUUGAAAGUAUGACGUUGAUAUGAUCAAUCCAAUCAAAGUUAUUUCAGAGUUUCCAGUUGUUUUGAAUGCGGUAGAAUGACUGGUCGCCACUGCCCAUGUCAGCCAAAAAGUUUAUACUUUUGACUCAUAGAACAUUCUUCCAAGAGUCUUGAUGCUCUUCCAGGUGCUUUUUGGCAAACUUGAGUCAACUUUUUGGAUGAGACGGGUCCCAUUAUGUCUGGCGAAAACCAAACACUGCAUUCCACAGUAAGAUCCUCAUACCAACGGUCAAGUAUGGUAGUGGUAGUGUGAUGGUUUGGGGACCUGGACGACUUGCCUAAAUAGAAGGAACCAUGAAUUCUGCUCUGUAUCAGAAAAUGUCAGGCCAUCCGUCUGUGAGCUGAAGCGCAGCUGAAUCAUACAGCAAGACAAUGAUCCAAAACACACAAUCAAGUCUACAUGAAAAUGGCUAAAAAGCAACACAUUUGAAGUUUUGGAAUGGCCUAGUCAAAGUCCAGACCUAAUCCCAAUUGAGAUGUUGUGGCAGGACCUGAAAUGAGCAGUUCAUGCUUGAAAACCCACAAAUGUCGCUGAGUUAAAGCAGUUCUGCAUGCAAGAGUGGGCCAAAAUUCUUCCACAGCGACGUGGGAGACUGAUCAACAACUACAGGAAGCAUUUGGUUGCAGUCAUUGCAGCUAAAGGUGGCACAACCAGUUAUUGAGUGUAAGGGGGAAUUUACUUUUUCACACAGGGGAAUUGAGUGUUGCAUAACUUUGUUAAUUAAAUCAAUAAAAUAAGUAUCCAUUUUUGUAGUUAUGUGAAUAUGGAGAAAAUCAGAAAGGGGGCAAAAACUUUUUCACGGCACUGUAGAUAGUCUUAGCAAUAAUUAAUUUAGUCUCUUUACCCGUUUGUGUCCGUAUCUGUCUGUCCAUCUAUCUCUCAGUGCUGUGGGACACCCCUGGACCUGAGCGGUCACUCUCUGGAGGGCCUUGCAGUCAUCAACAUACCCAGCAUGCACGGUGGCUCCAACCUGUGGGGUGAGGCUAAGAAGGCAGAUAGAGACAAUGUGUCAGAAGAGGAACCGCCUGAGGUCGUCACUGACCACGACAUUCUGAAAAUGAGCUCACAAGGUACUGUAGGGCAUGCUUAUCUCACAUACACUGUUGGAGGUUUAUUUUGUUGCCUAGUGAUAGGAAUGUUUACUGUAACAUUGUAUGUAAUAUUGUCACUUUUCCCCUUACACAGACCAUAUGGUCUUAUUUUUUGAAGUGGCAGGUAAGGUAGCCUAGUGGUUAGAGCGUUGGGCCAUUAACCAAAAGGUCGCAAGUUCGAAUACUUGACAAGGUGAAAAAUCUGUUGAUGUGCCCUUGAGCAAGGCACUUAACCCUAUUUGCUCCAGGGUCGCCGUUGAUAAUGGCAGACCCUUGCCGUGACCCCACUCUCCACAUAAGUACAGUGGCUUGCGAAAGUAUUCACCCCCCUUGGCAUUUUUCCUAUUUUGUUGCCUUACAACCUGGAAUUCAAAUGGAUUUUGGGGGGUGUUGUAUCAUUUGAUUUACACAACAUGCCUACCACUUUGAAGAUGCAAAAUAUUUUUUCUUGUGAAACAAACAAGAAAUAAGACAAAAAAACAGAACUUGAGCCGUGCAUAACUAUUCACCCCCCCAAAGUCAAUACUUUGUAGAGCCACCUUUUGCAGCAAUUACAGCUGCAAAUCUCUUGGGGUAUGUCUCUAUAAGCUUGGCACAUCUAGCCACUGGGAUUUUUGCCCAUUCUUCAAGACAAAACUGCUGCAGCUCCUUCAAGUUGGAUGGGUUCCGCUGGUGUACAGCAAUCUUUAAGUCAUACCACAGAUUCUCAAUUGGAUUGAGGUCUGGGCUUUGACUAGGCCAUUCCAAGACAUUUAAAUGUUUCCCCUUAAACCACUCGAGUGUUGCUUUAGCAGUAUGCUUAGGGUCAUUGUCCUGCUGGAAGGUAAACCGCCGUCCCAGUCUCAAAUCUCUGGUAGACUGAAACAGGUUUCCCUCAAGAAUUUCCCUGUAUUUAGCGCCAUCCAUCAUUCCUUCAAUUCUGACCAGUUUCCCAGUCCCUGCUGAUGGAAAAACAUCCCCACAGCAUGAUUCUGCCAUCACGGGAUGGUGUUCUUGGGGUGAUGAGAGGUGUUGGGUUUGCACCAGACAUAGCGUUUUCCUUGAUGGCCAAAAAGCUCAAUUUUAGUCUAAUCUGACCAGAGUACCUUCUUCCAUAUGUUUGGGGAGUCUCCCACAUGCCUUUUGGCAAACACAAAACAUGUUUGCUUAUUUUUUUCUUUAAGCAAUGGCUUUUUCUGGCCACUCUUCCGUAAAGCCCAGCUCUGUGUAGUGUACGGCUUAAAGUGGUCCUAUGGACAGAUACUCCAAUAUCCGCUGUGGAGCUUUGCAGCUCCUUCAGGGUUAUCUUUGGUCUAUUUGUUGCCUCUCUGAUUAAGGCCCUCCUUGCCUGGUCCGUGAGUUUUGGUGGGCGGCCCUCUCUUGGCAGGUUUGUUGUGGUGCCAUAUUCUUUCCAUUUUUUAAUAAUGGAUUAAACAGUGCUCCGUGGGAUGUUCAAAGUUUCUGAUAUUUUUUUAUAACCCAACCCUGAUCUGUACUUCUCCACAACUUUGUCCCUGACCUGUUUGGAGAGCUCCUUGGUCUUCAUGGUGCAGCUUGCUUGGUGGUGCCCCUUGCUUAGUGGUGUUGCAGACUCUGGGGCCUUUCAGAACAGGUGUAUGUAUACUGAGAUCAUGUGACAGAUUAUGUGACACUUAGAUUGCACACAUUUAACUAAUUAUGUGACUUCUGAAGGUAAUUGGUUGCACCAGAUCUUAUUUAGGGGCUUCAUAGCAAAGGGGGUGAAUACAUAUGCACGCACCACUUUUCCGUUAUUUAUUUUUUAGAAUGUUUUGAAACAAGUUAUUUUUUUCAUUUCACUUCACCAAUUUGGACUAUUUUGUGUAUGUCCAUUACAUGAAAUCCAAAUAAAAAUCAAUUUAAAUUACAGGUUGUAAUGCAACAAAAUAGGAAAAACGCCAAUGGGGAUGAAUACUUUUGCAAGGCACUGUAUUAAUACACACUUGUACAUGCAAGAAAUAGGACCAAUAUAAGUACCCAACCCACCAAAUUAUUAUGAUAUAAUUUGUAUUAGUUAAGUCACUAUGUAUGAGAAUGAAUGUCUGCUUAAUGAGCUUAUGACAAUAUGUUUUCAUGUGUUCUUUUCCCCCCACAGACCUAAGUGACAAGCGGAUCGAGGUGUUGGGGUUGGAGGGGGCGAUUGAGAUGGGUCAGAUCUAUUCUGGGCUGAAGAGGGCUGGACACAGACUGGCUCAAACAUCACAUAUCACUAUCAGGUAGACUUAAUGCAGGCUCUAUACACAAUUCUUCAGGUUUUAUGCCUUUUUACCUUUUGGUAAUAAAACGUAUCUCUCUUAUUGCCUUUCUCAUUUCUCAGGACACAUAAAGCCUUGCCUAUGCAGAUUGAUGGUGAGCCCUGGAUGCAGCCUCCCUGCACUGUAAGUGUUGUUAAUAUACCGUUUAAGUGAAUUUGGCGUUGGGAUCUCUAUGACCAAUUGAAUUAGAAAGAGUGUGACAACUGGAGGAACAUUUAUUCUCAAAUAAACAUUGUUGAUGUCCUUAUGAUGGCUUUUUAGUUUUAGCAGUGGGCCAAGUCUCUUGACUCAUUUUGUUUCAGAAAUACAAUGUGAUGUACUGGAGAUCAGCAUUUCCCAAACCUUACCACACCGGACACAUUUUUGUUAUAGCCCUACACUGACACACCAGACACAACUAAUCAAGGGCUUGGUGAUUCAUUAAUUCUUGAAAGACAGGACAAUCUCAAAUAUUCACAAAUUUGUCUUAAUAUUAACACAAAUUUGAAAUAUAUAUUUUGAUAGACCAAUGUAUCACCUAUCACACCAUGUAAAGCAACAACCUAAUUCUAAAAAUGUUCCAUAAAAUGCAACUAAAUGGAUUUAUGUCAACUCCAUCUCACGCCAUAAAAGGCUUUUAAUUUUUACAUUGUCCAACAAGUGUUUGAAGGCCUUGAUUUGUUUAAUUCUAACAUUAGAUUAUUCAAAUAUGUAAUACAAAUCUCCAAACUUAAGUUUUGUUUUGUUUAAUAGCACUAUAUAAUGCUCCAGGGCUAAUUUAGUUAGCAUUUCGGCAUGUUUUUUUAGAUUUUUUAGAUAGAACAUAAAACAACAUUUUAUAAAGCAAACAUUAUCCCUUAGGUGUAGCACAGCAAAUACUUCAAUAGUUUAAGCAUAUGUUGCAGAACAGUGAUUCAAAUAUUUUUUCUGAAUAUUGACCAAAAAAACGAGCUUAAUGAGAUUAGUUAAUCAGUGACUGAAUUGACAAGCCACUGAUGGAGUUGACAACAAAUACUCAAGAGUAUUUUUGCCUCAAAAAAUCAAAGUUCAAUACACCCAUUUGUAAACCCGGAGUUUAUGUUUUACGGAGACAAAAAUAGCAUUUUUCUUCUUCAUUCAAGUGGUAUACAAAGUAGCAAUUAAAAUAAACAUAUUUGAACCAAAAUGUAUAUCCUAUCAGGGAGAUGGAGUUGACAAUUUAUGGUUGUGACCAUGCUGAUUUCAAUAUUGCUUGUUUUACAUUUAUUAAAAGUAGAGAACUUUACAGACCAUGAGUGGUCUUGUUGCAAUACAUGUAAUGAGGACAUGAAGAAAAGGUCCUUAUUGUGUAGCUGACCCUGCUCAUUCCUGAUUAAUUUAGGGUUUUAGACAAAUCUGACAGAGUUGACCAAUUUGUUUUUUGACCAAACUUUUUUAGUAAUCACCGUUUUGAGAGAAAUAUUAUUUAAAAGUUACAGAGGGCUAUUGCAAGACACUACAUAAUAUCAUUUUUCAGUUAAUAUUCAUUAUUGCCAGUUUUUAGAAUUUUUAACACUUUAUGAGAGUUUGAAAUUGGGAUUCUUUGCUCCGGACAAGGGCAUUUCCGGGCACAGAGCGGACAUGGAAAUUAAUAAUAUUGCAAAUAUUAGAACAAUUCAAAAAACAAAUAUUUUUCUUAUAAAAUUCCCCUAAAUGUAAUUUGUAAGCUAAAAUAAUCCUACAAAAUCUUUUUAUUUAUUUUUACUAUUAUUACUAAAUGUUUCCCUGCCGGAUAAGGAUUGUCCCGACUUUCAAUAAUAGCUGAAUUACUUGAAUCAGGUGCGUCUGUGCAGGGAUAGGACAAUAAUGUUUGCCUACCACCAGAGGGUUUGGAGAUAAGGGAAACACUUGUAGACUCUGAUGACUUUGUAAAACCUCUGAAUUGUCCACCCUGUGUUUAGAUCCACAUCACACACAAGAACCAAGCCAACAUGCUGAUGGCUGCUCCUGCCAAACCAUCAGGCUUCUUCCACCUCAAGUAGAGGAAAGGUGGGCUGCAACACUGAGACUGAAGUGGUCCGGGUGUAGGGUGAAGUUGCCCUUUGACACUGAUCUUGGAUCAGUUUUCCAUUUUCCCCACUAAAGGUUAAGGUUUGGAUUGGGUGAGUGGAUGCUUAUCCUAGAUCUGUACCUAGGGGAAACUUCACCCAGCAGCAGACUCUGCUGAAGGACCAUUGCCAUAAAGGAACCGACAUUUGAGUAAAAACAUUCUGAAUCAUGUUCAUGUCUGAAUUGCUUCCUGAAACACUAGUAGCCAUUGAUUAACAUUGAUAUUCAACUAAUUUCCGUAACAAUAAACUCAGAACUAUCCCAGGCGUGUGUUGAUUUGAGUAGGUCCCUUAAUGUUAAGCUUUAUAUUACAUUGCUAUUACAUUUUGUAUCUGUUUGUAUUAGUUAUGUAUAAUUCCAUAGUAUUCCAUUAGUUUGAUUACUUUUAUGCCUUAUUGUUUUGUCUCAGUACAGUAAUAGAGCUCCUGUUUGUUUACCAUCUUUCUAUAGCAUUUUCACAUCAAAUGUUUUUGUAUCCAUAUUGAUUAACGUGAUAGGCCAAUAGUCUGUGUCGCUAAAUAAUGCCGUUCACUGUCAAAUCUAAGUAUGUUUGACCUACUCAGCAAGUUUCCUGUAGAGGAUACAGCUUAGACAGCUGAGGGUAUCGUUCGCAUUGCCCGACCUUCAAAAGCUCACUUAAAGGCCCAGUGCAGUCAAAAAUUAGAUGUGUCUGUGUUUUACAUAUAUUCCCACACUAUGAGGUUGAAAUAAUACUGCAAAAUUGUGAAAAUUAUGAUAAUGCCCUUUUAGUGUAAGAGCUGUUCAAAAAGACAGACUGAAAUUUCAGGCAGUUUUGGUGGGAUGGAGUGUUGGCCUGCCUGGUGACAUCAGGUACAUUAGACCAAUAAGAAACAGUUCCAAACCUCUGCCCCUCCCCACUCAGACCACUCCCAGACAGGCUUAGCUAAAUUCUUGCUUGAGAAAUUGCUCUUGCUAAGAAGCUAUUUUUGUUUCUUUUUGACCAUUUUGACUGAAAACAAUCUCAGUAAGGUACUUAAUUGUUACCCAGAAAUGAUUUGGUAUCGAGAUAAAAACAGCUGCAUUGGGCCUUUAACACUGUCACAAGCAGGCCUUCCUCUUUAUCACUGACCUAAUCUCUCUCUGCUUAGUGAGGCUGCUUCCAAACCACAACUACUGAGAUGCUGUCCUCAAGAAAAAGAGACAUGGCUUUUCUCUUUACAAAAAUAAAUGUAUAGCCUACAGUAUGUGUAUUCAUGUAUCUACCAUGGUAAGAGAUCUUUAAAAAAGUCCUUAAAAAACAGACAGCAAUUUUUAUCUCUGCCUUUCUCAAGGUCAGUUAUCAGAGGGAUAUCGCUGUACGUGACAGAAUGUACUUUUAUAAAGGGUGUCUAUGGCGGUUGGGCAGCUGUCAAUAGCGGUGCUGUGUCAUACUUAAUGGGUUUGUGUUUGUUGGCCAUGGGUGUUAAUGGCCGUGGGGCUCCCAACAGAGCUCAGAGACAGGUCCCCGGUUGGUUUUACUAUGGGAGUCUUUCCAGAGAGUCAGCAUGGAUGAAUGGAGGGCAGGGCCCGCUAUUCCCGGUCCUGGAGGGCUAGGGUGAGUCCCAAAUGGCACCCUAUUCCAUAUGGGCCCUGGCCAAAAGUAUGGUACCAUUUGGGACGAACCCCUGGUCUUCAGCAGUUUCCCUUAAAAUGACGGCAACACUAGAACUAAACUGAACAAAAAUAUAAACGCAACAUGUAAAGUGUUGGUCCCAUGUUUCAUGAGCUGAAAUAAAAGAUCAGACAUUUUCCAUACACACAACGCUUAUUUCUCUCAAAUUUGGUGCACACAUUUGUUUACAUCCCUGUUAGUGAGCAUUUUUCCUUUGCCAAGAUAAUCCAUCCACCUGACAGGUGUGGCAUAUCAAGAAGCUGAUGAUCAUUGCACAGGUGCACCUUGUGCUGGGGACAAUAAAAGGUCCACUCUAAAUUGUGCAGUUUUGUCACACAACACAAUGCCAUAGAUGUCUCAAGUUUUGAGGGAGCGUGCUAUUGGCAUGCUGACUGCAGGAAUGUCCACCAGAGCUGCUGCCAGAGAUUUGAAAUGUCAAUUGCUCUACCAUAAGCCACUUCCAACGUCAUUUUUGAGAAUUUGGCAGUACGUCCAAACCGCCCUCACAACCGCAGACCACAUGUAACCAUGACAGCCCAGGACCUCCACAUCAGGCUUCUUCACCUGUGGGAUCGUCUGAGACCAGCCACCCAGACAGCUGAUGAAACUGUAGGUUUGCAAAACCGAAGAAUUUCUGCACAAACUGUCAGAAACCGUCUCAGGGAAGCUCAUCUGCGUGCUCGUCGUCCUCACCAGGGUCAUUCCACAGGCCACAAUCGACAGCCUGAUCAACUAUGUGAAGGAGGCACAUGGUGCAAACCAGAACAUUUUUACUUUGCUUCAGAAACAUACAGUGCAUUCGGAAAGUAUUCAAACCCCUUGACUUUUUCCACAUUUUGUUACAUUACAGCCUUAUUCUAAAAUUGAUUGAAUAAAACAAUUUCCUCAUCAAUCUACACACAAUAUCCCAUAAUGACAAAGCAAAAACUGUUUCUUUGACAUUUUUGCAAAUGCUAUAAAAAAUAUUAAACAGAUACCUUAUUUACAGAAGUUCAGACCCUUUGCUAUGAGACUCGAAAUUGAGCUCAGGUGCAUUCUGUUUCCAUUGAUCAUCCUUGAGAUGUUUCAACAACUUGUAUGGAGUCCACCUGGGGUAAAUUCAAUUAAUUGGACAUGAUUUGGAAAGGCACACACCUGUCUAUAAGGUCCCACAGUUGACAGUGCAUGUCAGAGCAAACACCAAGCCAUGAGGUCGAAGGAAUUGUCUGUAGAGCUCCGAGACAGUAAUGUGUCGAGGCACAGAUCUGGGGAAGGGUACCAAAAAAUUUCUGCAGCAUUGAAGGUCUCCAAAAACACAGUGGCCUCCAUCAUUCUUAAAUGGAAGAAGUUUGGAACCACCAAGACUCUUCCUAGAGCUGGCCGCCUGGCCAAACUGCACAAUCAGGGGAGAAGGGCCUUGGUUAGGGAGGUGACCAAGAACCCAAUGGGCACUCUGACAGAGCCCCAGAGUUACUCUGUGGAAAUGGGAGAACCUUCCAGAAGGACAACCAUCUCUGCAGCACUCCACCAAUCAGGCCUUUAUGGUAGAGUGGCCAGACGGAAGCCACUCCUCAGUAAAAGGCACAUGACAGCCCACUUGGAAUUUGCCAAAAGGCACCUAAAGGACUCUGACCAUAAGAAACAAGAUUCUCUGGUCUGAUGAAACCAAAAUGGAACUCUUUGGCCUGAAUGCCAAGCAUCACGUCUGGAGGAAACCUGGCACCAUCCCUACGGUGAAGCAUGGUGGUGGCAGCAUCAUCCUGUGGGGAUGUUUUUCAGCUGCAGGGACUGGGAGACUAGUCAGGAUCGAGGGAAAGAUGAACAGAGCAAAGUACAGAGAGAUCCUUGAUGAAAACCUGCUCCAGAACACUCAGACCUCAGACUGGGGGCGAAGGUUCACCUUCCAACAGGACAAUGACCCUAAGCACACAGCCAAGACAAUGCAGGAUUGGCUUCGGGACAAGUCUCUGAAUGUCCUGGAGUGGCCCAGCCAGAGCCCGGACUUGAACCCGAUCUAACAUCUCUGGAGAGACCUGAAAAUAGCUGUGCAGUGACGUUCCCCAUCCAACCUGACAGAGCUUGAGAGGAUCUGCAGAGAAGAAUGGGAGAAACUCCCCAAAUACAGGUGUGCCAAGCUUGUAGCGUCAUACCCAAGACGACUCGAUGCUGUAAUCGCUGCCAAAGGUGCUUCAACAAAGUACUGAGUAAAGGGUCUGAAUACUUAUGUAAACGUGAUAUUUCCGGUUUUUUUUCUUCUAUAAACUUGUUUUUGCUUUGUCAUUAUGGGCUAUUGUGUGUAGAUUGAUGAGGGGAAAAAUGAUUUAAUCCAUUUUAGAAUAAGGCUGUAACGUAACAAAAUGUGGAAAAAGUCAAGGGGUCUGAAUACUUUCCAAAUGCACUGUAUAUUUGAAAGAUUUUCAUGCUUGUGCAUUUUAUCUGUGCAAUGUGGUGACGCAAAUGGUGGUCACAUCAGAUUGGUGAUCGGAUCCAAGCCACUAUCUUUUUUAAAAGGUAUCUGUGACCAGCAGAUGCAUUUCUGUAUUCCCAGUCAUGUGAAAUAGAUUAGGGACUAAUGAAUUUAUUUCAAUUGGCUGAUUUCCUUAUAUGAACUGUAACUCAGUAAAGUCUUUGAAAUUGUUGCGUUUAUAUUUUUGUUCAGUGUAGCUAGGAGAUGUGUUCCAAAGUAGCGCUGCGUGUGAAUGGACAAAAUAGGCCGAAAUAUAACAGUUCUAUUACCCAUGUCACCUAAAAUAGCCUCGCCAAUUGGAGAUUUGUGUCUUUGCAUUGCACUAUUUAGUAACAACACUGUUUAGUCUUAAUGAGCAAAUGAGUGUUAAUUGAGUCAUUAAGGAGGGAUGCCGUAACGAGAACCCUUAGGACUGGUCUGAUACCCUGACGUAGCCUGGGCCGUUAAUCUAGAAAUACACAGUCCACCCUUCUAAAGGUCAUAUGAAACUGGGAUGAUCUCCAUACGUAGCGUAUGUGUGUCUACAUGUGUACCGUAGAGUACAUUUACAUUUACAUUUUAGUCAUUUAGCAGACGCUCUUAUCCAGAGCGACUUCCAAUUAGUGAGUGCAUACAUUUUUCAUAAUGGCCCCCCGUGGGAGUACAUAGUAUACUCUACCAAAAAGAGAAGUAUGUGACGAGUAACGUGAUCUGAAUCAAUGUGCUCCGCUCACUUGGGGCCCCUUGACUCCUCAAACUCUCACUGAAUUUUUACAAUCGUACUGACGGAACAUUUUUUGUGUUGGGAAUUUGGGAUUAUCAGGUUGUGUAAUUUUGGGAAUAAAUAUUUCUAGGACAACUUGUGAAAUUCUCUCUUGGUCCAUGGCUUGCUACAGGCUUCACUUCAAAAGUCAUGGUUUGAAGUGCUCAUCCUUCAAAGACGAGACAAAUACUGCAGAACAUGUCAAGUUCUAG